Malania oleifera is the source of this 1848-nucleotide messenger RNA. Its product is annotated as pectinesterase-like. The record is from RefSeq and is a predicted model, not a curated record. Gene Ontology annotation, molecular function: pectinesterase activity; pectinesterase inhibitor activity. Gene Ontology annotation, biological process: cell wall modification. Bases 1 to 1848 code for a protein of 615 amino acids. The transcript has 3 exons. Lineage: Eukaryota; Viridiplantae; Streptophyta; Magnoliopsida; Santalales; Ximeniaceae.
AUGGCGUUUCAGGAUUUUGGGCAUUUAUCAGAACGCCGAAAGGCUGAAAGGCAACAAAAGUUGAAGAAGAGAAUUGUCAUUGCGGCAAUCACAAUCUUUGUCCUGCUUGCACUAAUUGGUGCCGGAAUAUUUGCUUACACACAAUAUGUAUCCCACCACCAUAAUGCUACCGAAGCCUCCACCAAUAGUAAUAAUCAGCAGAAGACACAGCCGGCCGCUGCAUCUGCAGGUGGUAUAAAGGACGUAUCACACUCCAUAAAGGCUAUUAAGAUGAUAUGUUCCUACACAGAUUACAAGGCUGCAUGCGAGGAAAGCCUCUCAAAGGCUGCCGCCAAAUCCAACCAUACUCAACCCAAAGAUCUUCUCAAGGCUGCAAUCUCCGUCGCCGCCAACGAGGUUGAAAAGGCCUUGAACCAAUCCUCCACCUUCAAAAUUGACAACCCUGAAGAAAAGGCCGCUUUUGAAGAUUGCAAGGUUCUCCUGCAGGAUGCCAAAGAAGAACUUGGGGACUCCGUUUCCCACGUCGAUACCCCUCGUGACUCAUCAUCAGCUGGGGGGAGUUCCAAGUUCUCAUCGGGCGACUUGAACAAUUGGCUCAGCGCCGUCAUGUCUUACCAACAAUCAUGCGUUGAUGGCAUCCCCGAAGGAAAACUCAAAUCCCAAAUGAGGACUGCCUUGAAGUCUACCAAGGAAUUUACUAGCAAUGCCUUGGCAAUUGUCUCGGAAGUGUCAUCCAUCCUUUCAACGUUUCAGAUACCCGGGAUCAACCGUCGCCUUUUAACGGCCGCCAAUGAAUAUUCCAAUCACACGUCUGUGCAGGACGAGGAAAACCAACUUCCAACCUGGAUUACUCAUGAGGACCGAAGAAUGUUGGGUGAACUUGAAGUUAAGUUGAUUCCCAAUGUGAUUGUGGCGAAGGAUGGAAGUGGAAAUUUUACUAGAAUUUCCGAUGCAUUGGCAGCCAUGCCACCAAAGUAUGAAGGAAGGUACAUCAUUUAUGUUAAAGAAGGAACUUAUGAAGAGACGGUGACAAUCGAGAAGAAGAUGGUCAAUGUUACCAUGUACGGAGAUGGAUCGCAAAAGACUAUCGUUACCGGGAGCAAGAACUUCGUGGAUGGAGUUAGGACCUUCCACACUGCAACUUUCGUGGCCAUAGGAGAAGGUUUUAUGGCCAAAGCCAUGGGAUUCAGGAACACAGCGGGUCCAGAGAAACACCAAGCAGUCGCGAUCAGAGUGCAAUCAGACAGGUCAGUAUUCUUCAACUGUCGAAUGGAGGGGUACCAAGACACGGUGUACGCCCAAACCCACCGGCAGUUGUACAGAAGCUGCGUCAUCGCGGGCACUGUGGACUUCAUAUUCGGGGACGCCUCCGCCAUCUUCCAGAAUUGCAUGAUAGUGGUGAGGAAGCCCCUGGACAACCAGCAGAACAUUGUCACCGCCCAGGGACGCACCGACAAGCGGGAGACCACGGGGAUAGUGCUCCAAAAUUGCCGCAUCCUGGCGGACAAGAAACUGGAGCCCCAGAGGCUGCAGGUCAAGACUUAUCUGGGAAGGCCUUGGAAGGAGUACUCCAGAACCAUUGUGAUGGAAUCCACGCUUGGGGAUUUGAUCCAACCCCAAGGCUGGCUGCCCUGGGAAGGGGAGUUUGCGCUCAAGACUCUGUACUACGCAGAGUACAACAACAAAGGCCCCGGUGCUGCUGUGGAUGGUAGAGUGAAGUGGCCUGGGUACAAGGGCGUCAUCGGCAGGCAGGAGGCCAACCAGUACACGGUUGGGCCUUUCUUGCAGGGGGAUCAGUGGGUGAAGGCCACCGGCGCUCCUGUUCAUUUGGGUCUCUACACUACUUAA